Molecule: messenger RNA, 835 nt
Organism: Darwinula stevensoni
Lineage: Eukaryota; Metazoa; Arthropoda; Ostracoda; Podocopida; Darwinulidae
Source: the annotation of a GenBank genome assembly
AUGGCCGUUCUCGGCCUGGCGUCGGGAAAUCUCUACGGAGGUGGCGGCUAUCCGAUCGGCGGUGGCUUCCCGCUCGGUGGCUUCGGUGGCGGGGGAGCGAUCGGCGGGGGGACCGGAGGGAGCUUCGGGGGAUCCAGUCCCGGUGGGGUCUACGGAGGGACCCACGGGGCUGGGUUCGGGGCCAACUACGCGGGAGGACCAGGGGGUGGAGCCACCGGGGGGGCCACGUCGUCCGGGUACGGAGGGAGCUACGGCAAUCAGGGACCAUUCGGAGCCUCCGGGGGAAGCUACAGCGGAGACAAAAGGGAAGGGGAGGAAUCGGGAGCAGUCAGUCGUGGAACGUCUCUAGUCUGCUACUCUUCCUUCAUCAUGAAGCUCCUCGUGGUCGUUGGUGUGAUGGCCGUUCUCGGCCUGGCUUCGGGAACUUUCUACGGCGGUGGCUACCCGCUCGGUGGCUUCGGCGGCGGGGGAGCGAUCGGCGGAGCGACCGGAGGGAGCUUCGGGGGAUCCGGUCCCUUUGGGGUCUACGGAGGGAACCACGGGGCUGGGUUCGGGGGCAACUACGCGGGAGGACCCGGGGGUGGAGUCACCGGGGGGGCCACGUCGUCCGGGUACGGAGGGAACUACGGCAGUUCGGGACCCUUCGGCGCCUCUGGGGGAAGCUACGGCGGUGGGAGUGGAUCGGUCCAUGGAAGCGUCUUGGGACGCUAGAAGCCGUCACCGAUGCGAACUUCAUUUCAUUAUGUCAACAAUUGUCUGGAUUUCAUGAUUUCAUUCUUCUGCUGUUGGGUAGCCGACUGGGAAUAAAGUUCCAUUCUUCUUCGUUAAAAAAAAA